AUGCAGGUAUUACUUCGUUAAGCACCUCAAAUCCUGAAGAUUUACAAAGCACCGAAGGCCACAAUGAAAGACAUGAUAACGUUCCAUACACAGGAGUAUAUUGAAUUUCUCCGAGAUGUUACGCCAACAAACCUAAACAUGUAUUCUAAAGAAAAGCUACUGUCGUACAACGUUGGAGAGGACUGGUAAUUGCUGUAUAUUUUCUAUUAAUCCGCCUAGCCCAAUUUUUGAUGGGAUUUACCAGUUCUGUUCCAUGUACACCGGAGCGUCAUUACAAGGUGCCAAGUAUCUAAACGCAGGGGUACUCUUGCUUUAUUUUCUGAUUGCUUUAGUUCACAGACAUUGCCAUUAACUGGGCAGGAGGUCUUCAUCAUGCGAAAAAAUUCGAGGUGAGCUGCCUAUCUCAGUUCUAUUUCUAGGCCUCCGGAUUUUGCUAUGUCAAUGACAUUGUUAUCGCGAUUCUGGAACUUUUAAAGUAAGCCCACACAUCUUUUACGUUCUGUCUAGACACCAUGCGCGUGUGCUCUACAUAGACAUUGAUGUACACCACGGGGAUGGCGUUCAAGAAGCCUUUUACCUGACCGACCGUGUGAUGACUGUCUCUUUUCACCGUUACGGAAAUCUCUUUUUCCCAGGAACAGGCAAGACAUACCUUUGGUUUAACAUAAGCUAUACUCUUAUUCCUAAACAUCGUUUGAAUGUGUUUUCCUUGUGAAUAACUCCUAUGUAAGUCUUCUUAGCUCUUUGCUGGCCUUUUAACUGACGAAUCUUAAACGUGCCCCGGGUUCUCUGUGUAGUUUUUCCGGAAGUUUGGAGGGAAUGGAAUUCCCCAGGUUCCAGACAAGUCGCUUUCCCCUCCAAACGCCCGUCUAUCUCAGUCCAUUUGGUUCUUUCCCCGCGUCUUGCCACGAUGACAACCUGGUGUGGCCCAGAGCCGGGAUUACUACCCAUCUUGUUUUUCUUUCCCCCUUUGGUCCUUGUGUCUGCUCUUCAAGCCCGGCCUUGAUAACCAUCUUUUGAUAAUCGGUAGGCGAGGUCUCCAAUGCAAAUAUAGACCGCCUUUAUUUAUGCAUGACAAUCUAAUGAACCACUUUUGAUGCACUCCACUUUAAGUCUCCUUUUUCAUGUAAACGGCGCUGGUGCACUGAAUUCAUUCACAAACGUCGGCGAAAGUGAUUAGUCUGUUGCCAGGUUAGCCGUCCACCAUUGAGUUUGCGGAUCACAACGGACUCACGAAAGGACGGAGCCAAACCGUUUGUCUGGUCAAAAUUUUCUAGACCGAGAUCAUGACCGUCGGUUUAAGAUGCUGCUCACAACGGUCAUGGAAAACCAAGACCUCUCGACGAAGGUCUUAUCGCCCUUUCGAAUGUAGUACCUCAUCCUCUGGUAUCCCAAAGGGUGUUUCCGCAAGUUGGUGCCCUGUGUUCUAUAACAAGUGAAGGGAAAUUUUUGUCACUGGAUACUUAAACAACAUUAGUAAGGACAGAUUCACAUACUUUCCCAACCUGUUAGUUGCGUUUAUCAUAAUUCCUUUCCAUCUCUUGUUUUUGUCUUUGCAGGAGAUAUGUUCGAGGUGGGAGUUGAGAACGGGAAAUAUUACUCCGUUAAUGUGCCUCUAAAGGAAGGUAUAGAUGACGACAUGUACUUCUCCAUCUUCAAAUCCGUCAUUACUGAUGUGGUGCAGUUCUAUCGACCAACUGCCAUAGUCCUGCAAUGCGGGGCGGAUUCCCUAGGCUGCGACCGUCUUGGCGUCUUUAACCUCUCUAUCCGCGGCCACGGAAGCUGCGUGCGUUUCGUCAAGGGUCUCAACAUCCCCCUCCUUGUGCUGGGAGGUGGUGGUUACACGGUACGCAAUGUUGCACGGUGUUGGGCUUAUGAAACCGCCGUCCUACUGGGUCAGGAGGAUGUCAUACCCAAUGAGUUGCCGUACUCGGAGUACAUUCAGUACUUCUCUCCCGACUACACUCUUCAUCCCGAUCUUACAACAAAGUUGGACAACGCCAAUACUCGUCAAGUAUGCUCCGUGUUUGCUUUCCUUCUGACUAAUUCAAUGGCCUAUAAACAGUUUUUCCCUCAGCGUUUCCAUAUGCACUGCUACCUUUAGGUGCUUAUGGCAGAUUUAAAUAGUUCCUCCGACCCAGUUGUGAAAAACCCGGCGACCUCCGUGGGUAAUCAUUCGUUGGGUUCUAGAUUGAUUUUUUGGGGAAAAUUGCCCUAGCAAACGGCUCACCGUGUCACAAUUAGUGAAUUGCUUACGUUGCAGUAGGCUUGGGGGGCAACUUAACGACAUAUGAUUGAACUCGGAGUGUUCAGUCGGGGUCAUGUAGAUCAGGUGGUUGGAAUGUUGGCUGUACCCAAAUCAUGUUCGAAUCCACGUGAGAUAGUAGACUCCCUACAAUUGGGUUAUGCGGAGAAAGUAGUAGAUAAUUUGAUCAACCACGUCUUUGUACAUAGUCUAACAGAUGGCGCCAGUGUACUGACCACUAGACUACACUUGGGAGUGCCUGCGUGUGACCGUAUGUGUGACAAGGCCACCCACGGUAUAGAUCCAAUUAUUGUCAUAGCAGGCGCUGUGGGGCGGAGGGCGCUUAGUUUUUGGAUCUCCAGACGCACGGCGCGACCCCCUUACCGGUUUUACAACGCAGCUAUCGGUCCUGCUACCACACUUUCUUGUCUCCGGUAGUCAGUUUGUGGACAGGGCCCGUUAGUAACGUAACUGGUGUCAUCCAUCGGAGAGUCCCGUUUGUGUGUGAUCGUGGACCUGACAUUGAAAUUAGACCUAACUCUAUGUUCAUCUGUGCCAAAUUUCAGUACAUUGAGGCUCUACGAACAACUGUGCACGACAAUCUCAAGCAGCUGACGCACGCACCUAGCGUGCAGUUCGUCGAUGUGCCACCGGAUUUCUUGUACACUUUUGAUGAAGACAGCAAUGAUGAAGAGUAAGUUCUUUGAGUUACCUGAAACCGCCUUACAUUUGACUGGUUUUGCCGAUUAAAGUACUUACUUACAGUCGUGGUAUCCCAACCCGCCCUAGCAUAUCGUUCUUAUGGAGUUAGCUAAAUGAUUGCGACCGACAUUCGCGAAUUCGAUUACCCACCUAUCGAUCGCAUUUAUCAAACUCGGGCCUCGUAGCCUUCACCAACUCAAGCUCAUCCAUGUAUUCCGUAUGAUGAUGACUAACUAAUGCUGCGCACACAGCUAUGAUUAUCAAUAAAGUAAACUAGACGAGUCUUGCAGCGUUUACAAGAAGUGGCCUAAUAAUUAGAAAUGAGGCCCAGUCAUGGUGUCAAAUAUUGUGGCUAUGGCCCAAGGUGCCGUUUUGGGCUUAUUCCCAGGCUUCCAUUUCCAAGAGUCCAAAGCUCCACCAGACUCAAACCUAUGACACACCCACAAGAAAGACCGGGCAUUUUUAGAGCACAGCCAAUGGAUCCGGGCGACUUUGAGUCUAGUAAGGUCAGUGUGCUUGAAUUUUGCGGCUGCAACUUGCCCGCAACAAAUGAUACUUGUCGAGAAGAAGAGGACUUGGUCAUUGGAGCAAAAGUUGUAUUCACCUGACGUUUCCGACUCACACUCGAACUUCUCAUCGCAAACAGCAAUAAAUGAGAGUAUUUGAAGCAAAGGAGUUGCAGUAUUCAUGGUAUGUACUUGGUGAGCUAUGAUAUAUCUAUCGAAAUUAGCCACUGCAUUCAUUGGAAAUGGUCGUGCAUGACAUGAUGCUUGCUAUUCGUCUAAGCAAGUCAGUUAACUGACUGACGUUCCGAACAGGUAGAUCUGCUGUCAGUUGUCACGUAAAAAUCAAUCCGAAUUUUACACUACUUUCUGACUUCUCCGGCCAUGUACCUGUCGGUCUUUUGUCUUCGCUAACAAGAUGCCCAAAGCAUCAGCCAGCAAAUAACCUACUCUCCCAAAAGAAUCAGGUGGAAUCGCUGGAACCGGACGUUUUCUCGCUCCACAUUUCGAAUUCUUGCAGGAGUCCAUCAUCAGAGACGGUCGCAGAUAACUUAGUGGACGCACAAUUGAUGCAGUAUUUACAGGAUGUAAUUGAUGGCAGUUGGGCCGUCGUUGUCGACGAUGUCGACCGUGUGCUCCACAGCAACCUGAGGCAGAAACGGUGACUUGCGCGUGCACGGCGUCUACCUCAUUCCCUCUGCCCCCAUUUGAGCCCGGUGUCAAGGCAUAGCCAAGAAGACCAAAGGCCAGAGAGGACGCAUGUGCCUGGCACGGGCGGACCCGCACCUAGGUCUACCUCCAACCCCCGGGUCUGCAACAAACACUUGACUAGGCAGUAUGGUAUUACCGACAAAGACAAGGGAGACUGGAAUGGCCAUUUCUGGCUUAUUAGCCGUCGUCAGCCAUUCAUACCCAACCCCGACCAGGGUUUUAACCAAGAAAAAAAUGGGUCGGAAAGAGGAGGAGGUGACACAAGUCACUGGGCAACCAUACACACGGCCUGUAUACCCAGCGAAAGCGCAAGCGCAUCCACUGGCAGUGGACCAGGUGCCAGAGAAUUGCGAGCGCACGGCAGGCUGCGAUGGCCAUGGUUUGGUGAAUCAUGGCAGACGCACACAAUCCCUAAAGCCCAGAAGGGUGAGACGCAGCCCUGCAUUUAGCCUGGGCCAUCACCCUUGAAAGGCCGGGUAACCAGUCACUCAUCGACUGAGAGACAUUAUCCAUUUACAUGCACACUCCUCACAUGUGUGGAGGUGCCAGAGGUUAUGUUAAGAAGGAACCAUUACAGCCACACUCUCGGCCCAUCAAUCUGCCACUCAAUACAAACGCACAACUGGGCUGACUGCGUGGACCGAGUUGAGACGUCAGUCGGCAACCUAAAUCACGGCGGUUGGCGCACCGCGAUCGACUCGGAUCACACAUGCAGCACAGGUGCCACAUGGAGAAGGAGUCGAGAAGCCCACUCCUCACUUAAGUGAGAGGUGUCAAUUGAGUGCAUGCGUUGUGUGACGAUGGGUAAUUUUGCUGUGUGGUGCAGGUGCUGGUAGGGGAAAGUGUGAUGGCGUGGUGGCCACUCCAGCGCAGUUGCAAUUGUCUCAGCAUGGCGUGGCAUCUAAGGAUUCCCUUCCCUUUCACUACUUCCGUCCCCGGGAUCUGGUCCUGCCAUCUCAGCUUUAGUAUGCGCCAAAGACAGCUAGGAUGGGAGUGGUUAAGCUUCCGCGCCCAGGUCUCCGCUCCAUACAGCGGUGCCGUCAAAACGACAGCUUUGUACAUCUUGAGCUUGAUGCUGAGGUGGAGACCGUGACAAUUCUAGACUGUGUUCUGCAGGCGACCGAAGGCUUGGCUAGCUUUGGAGAUCCGGCAGGCCACCUCGUCGUUGAUUUUGGUGCUGCGAGAAGGUGCUGCCCAGGUGGGUGAGGGUGUCCACGACCUGCAGUUGGGCGCCGUUCGCGUCGAUUUGGGGUGCGACGUAGGCGGCGUUGGGUGGCAGCCGAUGCACAACCACUGUCCUCUUCGUGUUUAUGAUGGAGCUGAGGUUGUCACAGGGGGCGGCCAAGAGGCCCAUGCUUCUUUGCAUGUGCCCUUCUGUAGUGGUGUUGAGGGCGCAAUCGUCAACGAAGAGAAGUUGUUGAUACUCCUGACCGGAAGUGCAUGCGCCGAUGAUUGAGGAGUUGGCCGUCCAUCCUGUAGGCGAUGUGGACCCCGGGGCUUUCGUCAUAGUAGGCGUCCUCUAGUAUGACAGAGAACACGAGAUUGAAGAGAUUAGGCGCGAGGACGCAGCCCUGCUUCACUGUGUUAGUCACUGCGAAUGCCUCUGGGACGGCUGCGUUGUCCGCCAUCAUGCCAUCGUAUAGCUGACGCAACAUUUGAGUGAGUAGAUCGAGGCAGUCACUUCCUGGAGCUGGUGGACGGCAAAUAUCAUGGUGGUGCCGCGGUGACGGCGUAAGCUGCACUGGCUUUCCGGCAAGAGUCGCUCUUCCAGGUGGCUGUUGAGGAGAACGCGAGCGAUAAAUUUUCCGGCGAUGUUAACCAGCGAGAUUCCGCUGUGGUUGUCGCAGAGUUGGCGGUCUCCUUUUCUGUAGAAAUGGACAUAUUGUGGCGUCCCCGAAAUCCUGAGGGACUUGUCUUUUGGCGUUACAUCUGGAAGAGUGUUGUGAGGGGAUUCAUAAUUUGGCGGCCGCCAUGAUUGUAAAUCACAUCAGGGAUCGCAUCUGAUCCGUGUGCUUUCCCGCCGGAGAGUUGCUGCAGGGACCCGAUGAGUUUCUGGAUAGAGGGUGGGAGGUCGAGGUCGAUGUUGUUCUGCACUUGAAGCAGUCGGUCGAUGGUGGCGUCGAAUAUCGUGGAAGGACGGUUGUGAACGCCACUGAAGUGCUCGGCCCGUCACUCCAGAAUUUGCGCCUUAUCAGUGAGUAGGGUACUUCCAUAAGCGCUGAGAAGAGGAGCGGUUCCUUUGGCUGUGAGACCGUAGACAACCUUGAUCGCAGCGAAGAAGUUAUUCCAUUCGUUGCGGUCCGCGUAUCCUUAGAUCUCCUCGGCCUUGCGAGCCGUCCAGGCGUCAUGCAUCUCCCGCAGCCGCUGUUGCACAAGGCGGCGACUACGGUAGAAGGCUGUUUUGUUGUCAUUGGUAGGACGGUUUAGGUAGAUUUUGUGCAGAAGGUUAGGCUCGGCAGAUAGGACGCUGAUAGCGUCGUCGAACCACUCCUGGCCCUGACGAAGUGCGCGGCCGAGGACAUCCGGGGCCGUUGACUGGGCUGUGUCCCUCAGUUGGGACCAUCGGUUUUUCACAGAGGCGUUCUCGUCGGCGGCGACUGGAAGGUUGGCUAGCGUAAAAGCUGAAAUGGAGGAUGAAGAUGGGGAGCGGGCACACUUAAGAAAACAGUAUCCAACUUACCUGAUGAUCCCUUAUUUUGAGGUCUCCUGCGUGACUGUAGGCGGAUCGUCAUCUUGGAGGUGGCGAGGCAAUGAUUGGUCCACCCGUCCGCACUCGAGAUCGCCUUUGUCACCAGUACGUCCUGCUGGUCUCGCCUUCGGCCAGCAGGUGCCAGUGUCGCAACCGAGAGUGCAUCCACGUGGCCUUCUCUCGCGUCUGAGGGCGAAAGAAUGUGUUAGUCAGGAUGAGGCGGUGUUCCGCGCAAGUUCGUAGGAGGAGUAGGCCAUUGUCAUUGGAGCCGUCGAGACCAUGGGUACCCAGCGCUCCUCUUCAAGCAGCAUGGUCUGUGCCGACGCGGAAAAUGAAGUUACCAAGGACAAUCAACUUAUUCGCCUUCAGCACAGACGCCAGGAUGGCGUGCAGGUUUUCGUAGAAUUUGUCUCUCACCUUGUCCGGGCUGGUCAUCGGGGGAGGCGUAGACACUGACGAUGGUGGGGAAUUUGUCUCUCCUAUCAGACAGGCGGAGGCUCAUCAGAUGAUCGUUGAUGCCCUGCGACAGACGGGGCAGGCGUCGCACGAUAUCGGUCCGGGUGGCUUUGACGAUGCCGGCGUCGUUUCGCUCUGCCUGUUGGCGACCAUUCAAAGAGGUGUAGUCGGCACCCACCUCCACUUGGUUUGGGUCGGAGAAUUGGGUUUCGCUGAGUGCUAUGAUUUCCCCCUUGUAACGCGUCAGUUUCCGAUCGACUCUCGCAUGUCUCCUUUCCGGUCUUUUGUCUAAAAAGGAACUAACAUUCCAGACUGCUAGAGUGAGCGGACUCAUCCUAGCAGCCUGCAGGGUGGGGCGAACGGGAGUAGGAGGGGUGAGAGAGAGAUUGUUGUUUCUUAUUUAGCUUUUUCAUCUGCAUGUAUUGCAGUCUGCGAGCCACGGUUUGUCGCAGAUGUUGUGAGCCCAGCAUUUUUUAGGGCACCUUUUGCAGCCCCCCCCCCGCGAGGGGGGUGAGCAGUGCAGCCCCAAAUAGGUCCGCUUAGUCGUCCCAGAUGAUCGCCAAAUUCCGCUAUGGGUCACGGGUUGGAUGGAGUUACCACGCGACCACAUGCAUACCUUAAUUAACAGCUCCGGCUUUCACCGCCAGUGGUUGUAAUGGGUGCGACGAUUAUUUGCUCGUCCUCCUCCGAGUCGUUACCUACCGUAAUUUCGCCGCUGGUGUUGACUUGUGACGCGAUAAUUACUCGGUCAUUCGAUCGCUUACAUUGUCACUAAGCUGGAGACAUGUUUGCUGGAACAAGAGCCUUAUUUGCCUGGCGUUUCGGACCCACACUCGAAUCCAUCAACAGGGGGAGUCUGAUAAGGGCAAUGUGUUACACAGGUGUUACAGUAUUUAUAGGGUGCAGUUGCUAUGACACUACAUGUCUGCCAGAAUUGCCGACACACGUUUAUCAUAAAUAGUUUCACAUGACACGAUAAUUGCUUAAUGGCUUAGGUGCUGUAGAUGAAAAGCACGCCAAUGGGCUCCUCAGUUUCGGGACUCAUAGCCGAGACAGUCCUGUGGCGAUUGGAGUCGCUGGCCUUUUUUGAGAUUCUGAACCCGGUGUGUGGGUGAUACCUUCGUCGAUCGCGGAGUCGGAUUGCACCUAUACCGAAGGCAACCAUAAGGCGCCAGUAAGAAACGAUUGGAGUCAUUUAUCGCUUCUGGCGCAGUUGUGGGCAAAGCGAGUGUUCGGAGAAGCUUGAAGGACUACUCUGGAAUCGGAUGGCCAGCCGUGCGGCAGCAUUGUGAAGGAACGACGCCAGCUCACAAUUUACGGCGCACUGCACGGGACUGAGCUACACAUUCACGUUCGAUGUAGUCGAAAUGCUCGCGAGAGGGGACAACCGCUGGAGCUGCGAAUCGUUCGAGUCAUGGUUUUCGGACCCUCAGUCAAUUAGCAAGCGCAAUGUCUCCCUCUCCAUGUUCCUUUUGGAACUUCGCUUGGGCAAAGUAGUUAGUCGCGCGGAGAGUGCGCAGGCGAUCGCUGCGUCUGGUGCCGGUAUUGGUGGCCUAAAGACCCAGCAUUCCACAAAUGAUGGGAUACGGACGAUUACCGACACUGCUGCGAGCAAUUCAGAAAUUAUCGCAUUAUGUGUGACCAUCCGCUAUGAAUUCGGGAACCGCCUCAUUUUUAUGGGCAUGCAGGGGCGUAACAACUGCGUGCUGCAACACAUGGGCCACCAAGCCAAUAUCGCACCACGUGCAGCUAUCUGCAACGGAUGCGGGAGCCACUAGUUUUGACAGGCAUGCAGUGACAAAGUGACUGCUAUAACAACCGUAGCACCUGUACAACACACUCUUAAGUGAUUCUGCCUCUCAUGAUGAGUUCGAGUAUGGAACCGAGACAUCGGACAAAUAUACUUGAUGCCUCCAACGCGACUGCUUCUGGGACCUCGCCUAUUCGCUUCUAUCGAUAGUCACUGCAAGUGGUGUUCACCCGCGCCCCCCCGCGUGACCAAUUACUGGCGUUGGUUAUUGGCCUGAUUAUUGCACAACAAUUUGGCUCACCGAUGGACACUAGAUAAAGGGCUCGCAAGUGCGCCUCCGUAUUCAUAAUUCCACUACUCAGGCAAAGUUUCAUCGCCGAGCAUGGAGUGGGGAGGUCAUUGUGCCUGUUAAUUGACUGCGGUCUGAAAACCAUGACUCACCCAGCUCACGCGAUCGCCAUCUCGAGAAUUUCGGCCUCGUCGAGCUUGAAGGUGCGACCGGGUCCCGUUAAAUUAGUUGCACCCGUCACCCCUUUUCUGCGACUGGUUCUGAUGGUGAGUUCGAAUGUGGACCCGGAACGUCAGACAAAUAAAUGACCUGCUCUAGUGAUCGUAUUUCAUUCAACUGAACUGCUUCCUGCGGCUCGCUUCUUCGCCUGUAUUGGAUUAUUACUCACUUAUUGUCACUUGCUUUCGUUAGCCCAAGUCCAUAUCUGCCUGCCUAUGAAGGCAGGCAAGACAGUUUGCUAGUCCUGUGAUUCCAUAAGGUUUUCCCCGUCAAAUUCCUUGCCUUAACCCCUCCACUAAAACAAGCUGUUUCCAUGAAAUGAUUACGAAGUGCCUCGGACCUACGAUCCUGAGAAGCUCGUGGGAGAUGUAUAUAGGGUACCGUUGUCUAGUUUUAGGUUUCAGCAACUUUUCAUAUAAAUGUCACUAACUCAUAAAAAAUAACUUUUGGAAACUAGCCUAUCGAAGUUUUGUGUUUAGAUUCGAGCGAGUGACUAUCUCCAGCUACAUGGCCAUUGUAAAUGGUAGAAGCGGAAAAAUGAAUAACGUUCAGGGUUGUCAGAACUAAAGGUCACAUCAGCAGUUAGAAGAGAAUUGAAUCCCUUUUGUAGGGAGGAGUCACAAGCAAUCAAAUGAAGAACUUCCACCACCAACUGACUUUAUGACAAAUGGAAAUGUCCAAAUCCUGAUUAGGAGUCCAAGAUAUUUUUCGGGAGGUAUAAGCUAGAGCGGAGUUGCUACAGUACAUUCUCUCUAUCGUUAUUGAGCCAGUGACGAUUCGCGUGUGGCGUGAAGUCAUGCCUCGAUCUAAGCCUUUCAAUUCGUCUGCCCUCUCCAUGUUUUGUUCAAGCAGAGUCCACACGCCGCGGUAACUGGUAACAAGAAAGGAUCCCUGAUUCAGUGUAUUUAUCGGCUCUUAUCAGAAGCGGACAAAUUUUAAUGGAGAGUGUUGUGAUUCCCCUCUUUACGGCUCGGAUUUUCGUAGUUUCCACCAAGUAAACUACGUCAGAGGCUGCUCUGGGAACUGUGAGUACAAUAAAGCAGCGAAAAGUACGGACCUCUUGUCUGUGGCAGAAAAGUAUGGCAUAACUAGAUAUUUUUGCCUUCAAAAGUGCUGGGGCGGUUGGUUUAGGAAAGGACAUCGCGGCUAGUGAAACACCGGACAUCUGACCCUUACCUCACUGCGUCAAGCCCGAAUCCGAAAAUCGUGACUUUUAAGGCAGUUAUUAAAUGCACUGAUAGUGAGUCGCGAACAGUGCCAAGGCGAACGCGGUUGAUAACUGCAUUGCAAAGAUCGGCAAUCGCCUUAACAAUCGGUAUCACAGGUAACGGUUGAUAAAUUAGGGAUAGCAGUUUCAGUUUUGCCACCCAUUUCCAUGCCGCAGCGCGGGCGUGAACACUGGAAUACUACGGAAAGGCGGCUUUAUCACUUCAUUCGAAUGUGCAAACCUGUCUGAUGACUGCGCGCACUUUCCUAGAUAUAUCACCGUUCUCAUUGAUUUGCGGUAAUACUAAUUCCGCUUUCUGAUGACUAGGAUUACUAAUGACCUUGAGGGCUAGUUAGGUGGACUAUGCGUCCUGCGCAGUGCAGCCAACUUUUGGGGUUCACUGACCACUACGGCUGGUUAGGCCUCGUAUGUUGCCAUCUAGCAUUGAAUGGCUAUUGCCGCAAAAUACAGAUUUGAAAUUUUCCGCAACAACUAGGGACCUGCGUUUAUCCUUUUAUUUUUGGUACGAUGUGCAGGUAGCAAAUUACACUUAAUUUACCAAAAAAUUGGCAAAGCAGCAGUGCAUUUUCAUUCGAUUUUCAUCGCAGUCCGACAACUGAUUCUCCCCUUUUCACCUUUUAGCGAAAAGUCUGAUACACGAAGAGAUCGGUGA
Spirometra erinaceieuropaei is the source of this 11444-nucleotide messenger RNA. Lineage: Eukaryota; Metazoa; Platyhelminthes; Cestoda; Diphyllobothriidea; Diphyllobothriidae. The record is from the annotation of a GenBank genome assembly.